Elephantulus edwardii (Cape elephant shrew) is the source of this 1766-nucleotide messenger RNA. RefSeq names its product LIM homeobox 8 (gene LHX8). NCBI's taxonomy places the organism in Eukaryota, Metazoa, Chordata, Mammalia, Macroscelidea, Macroscelididae. The record is from RefSeq and is a predicted model, not a curated record. The transcript is spliced from 9 exons. Gene Ontology annotation, molecular function: DNA-binding transcription factor activity, RNA polymerase II-specific; RNA polymerase II transcription regulatory region sequence-specific DNA binding. Gene Ontology annotation, cellular component: nucleus. Bases 80 to 1120 code for a protein of 346 amino acids. Gene Ontology annotation, biological process: forebrain neuron development; regulation of transcription by RNA polymerase II; neuron differentiation.
UAACCUGAGGCAUGGAGACAGUAAUUUGGGAGACGAAGCCUCGUGCCUAAGGCGCCCUCGGGUUCAUUGCCCGGGGCUCAUGUCGGAGGAGUGCGGGCGGACGGCAGCCCCGGCGGCCGGGAGGACCCGGAAAGGCGCUGGGGACGGGGGACUGGUGAGUCCCGAGGGAGCGGGCGACGAGGACUCGUGCUCUUCCUCGGCCCCGCUGUCGCCGUCGUCGUCGCCCCGGUCCAUGGCCUCGGGUUCCGGCUGCCCCCCUGGCAAGUGUGUAUGCAACAGCUGCGGCCUGGACAUCGUGGACAAGUACCUUCUUAAGGUAAAUGACCUUUGCUGGCAUGUCCGCUGUCUCUCAUGCAGUGUCUGCAGGACCUCCUUAGGAAGGCAUACCAGCUGUUAUAUUAAAGAUAAAGACAUUUUCUGCAAACUUGAUUAUUUCAGAAGGUAUGGAACUCGCUGCUCUCGAUGUGGGAGGCACAUUCAUUCUACUGACUGGGUCCGGAGGGCCAAGGGAAAUGUCUAUCACCUGGCAUGCUUUGCCUGCUUUUCCUGUAAAAGGCAGCUUUCCACGGGAGAAGAGUUUGCUUUGGUGGAAGAGAAAGUUCUCUGCAGAGUUCAUUAUGACUGCAUGCUGGAUAAUUUAAAAAGAGAAGUGGAAAAUGGUAAUGGGAUUAGUGUGGAAGGUGCUCUACUAACAGAGCAAGAUGUUAAUCAUCCAAAACCAGCAAAAAGAGCUCGGACCAGCUUUACAGCAGAUCAGCUCCAGGUUAUGCAAGCACAAUUUGCUCAGGACAACAACCCAGAUGCACAGACCCUCCAGAAGCUGGCAGAAAGGACAGGCUUGAGCAGACGUGUGAUACAGGUGUGGUUUCAGAACUGUAGAGCACGCCACAAGAAACAUGUCAGCCCCAACCACUCUUCCUCUACCCCAGUCACUGCAGUCCCACCCUCCAGGCUGUCUCCACCUAUCUUAGAAGAAAUGGCUUAUUCUGCUUAUGUGCCCCAAGAUGGGACAAUGCUAACUGCGCUACAUAGUUAUAUGGAUGCUCAUUCACCAACAACUCUUGGACUCCAGCCCUUGUUACCCCAUUCAAUGACACAACUGCCAAUAAGUCAUACCUAAUUCCUUUAUUCAGGGAUAGAAUGAUUAAGGAUAUAAACUUGUCAUCUAUUAUGUAUAAAAUAUCAUUGGAAAGUUAUUAAUGUUAAUUUUUUUAUUUAACAUCCAAAGCAUUUCUAACAUCAUUUUGCUGCCCAGGUAUGUAUCUCUCUAGUUGGCCUGCAAGACACUUUUAUUGUUUCUUUUUUUUUUUUUUGUAAAAUUUAUGUUUACAAGAAGAAAGCAAGUAAAUUUUUUUUUGUUUUGUCUGGAAAUAGUUCACUCUAGUGUGUAUCUGUUAAUUUAUUUGUCAUCAGAAGAGCACUUUGCCUAAAAAGAAAGGACUGACAAGUGUGCAAAAUGUUUACAAUCCUUUGUGAAAUUGUAGUUUAUCAUUAGUUUGUAUCUGUAAGUUAUUGUUAUAAAAUAUUACCUGUAUUUUUUGUUAUAUACAACUUUAUACUUUGAAGCUUGUAUCUGUGAAUUUGCAACUGCAAAUUAUUUUGCCCAUGUUUUCUGAACGAACUGAAUAAAGCUUCUGUUGUAGCAUGCCAGGCAAACACAUUCUUGUGUUUGUGGUUGAUACGUUAUGGUUGUAAAUAACGCUAUAGUUUGAUAAGCCUCCUAUUCUAAGUUUAUUAAACAUUUUUCAUUCUUGUGAAAGUUUCAA